AUGAAGUUUGGCAAUCGAUUUAAAAAGCAACAACCAUUAAUUUCCGAUGAUAUCUACUUAGGAGGUAGUGAUAGCAUCAAUACGGAGCGUGCCCGUGUUGUACCCAGUCCCGUAGGGUGGGAUCAUCAGAAUGAUGAAGGUUCUCCCUCCAAGAAAGGACUACACGUACUAAAGAAACUGAAUUGUGGAGCUGCCAUGAACAAAGACCGGUAUGAGGACAAUCACUAUCCAGGAUUCAAUCCUCAGCAUACCUAUAGACCCACGUAUGUCACGCCUCCCGUCGUCCAAGAAUCAUCCUCCCAUCGCAAGGAACACACACAACAAUCGGCGCUUCGAAAGAUCAACAAGAAUCGCAAAGACACAUCCGCUGCAGUCCGCCCAGUCCUCAUUACUGUUAAUGAUGGUGAUUUGGGUGAACAAGAGCACACUUUCAACCAACCGCAGCAAAAAUUAGAAUUCAAGAGCACCUUUUUGGUGGGACCCGGCGGAACCACGGAAGAUCCAAUGAAUCGUCCUCCUCGCAAUGUGACUCCUGAAAAGGAGGAACGCAAGCCCAAAGCAUGUGUCAUGACGCCACGACGCUUACAGGGAAGUGAUGCAUCAUUUGAAGGAGAAAAUGCCAAUCGCAACCGUCUCGUCCCCAAAAGUCCACACCAACAUAUGGCCAGUAGGGAAAUGGAAGACAUGGAGGAGCUACAGAAGAACAAGGCCCGGAAAACUCGAUGGAAACGAGGCAUGGAGCGCAGCUGGAAGGAUGAUAGUGACUUGGUUUCUGCAUCGGCCUUUGGGGAAGAGUCGACCGCUUUUAGUUCGUACUUGACAUAUGACGAGUCCGAUUACGAUUCGUAUACGGAGGGCAGUUUGGGUUCUUCGCAAUGGACGGGAUAUACUGGAAGAUCUACAAAAGAUAAUCGAGGGGGACGUCGAUCGAAAUCAUUGAGCCGACGAAGAGCACGAGGGGGCGUAUUUGAGAGCGUUGCCGAAGAUUUGGGAGUUAUGGCCAGUAUGCUACUUUCGGAUGGAACCUCUUGUAUUUCGGGUGCAGUGGAUAUUACUCGGGAAACCAUUGUCAGCUGCAAACAAAAUUAA
Messenger RNA from Cylindrotheca closterium, 1089 nucleotides. NCBI's taxonomy places the organism in Eukaryota, Bacillariophyta, Bacillariophyceae, Bacillariales, Bacillariaceae. The record is from the annotation of a GenBank genome assembly.